Folsomia candida is the source of this 3092-nucleotide messenger RNA. RefSeq names its product zinc finger protein 2 homolog. The record is from RefSeq and is a predicted model, not a curated record. Gene Ontology annotation, molecular function: DNA-binding transcription activator activity, RNA polymerase II-specific; RNA polymerase II cis-regulatory region sequence-specific DNA binding. NCBI's taxonomy places the organism in Eukaryota, Metazoa, Arthropoda, Collembola, Entomobryomorpha, Isotomidae. Bases 158 to 2452 code for a protein of 764 amino acids. Gene Ontology annotation, cellular component: nucleus. Gene Ontology annotation, biological process: regulation of transcription by RNA polymerase II. The transcript is spliced from 7 exons.
AAUUCAAACUCUGUUGGCACGAACUGAUCGGAAUUGUCAACAUUGCUGUAUUUAAAACUCAAAAUUUCAAAUUUUAACUUUGAAUCAGUUUGAAUCUACAUAAAUGUGAACCAAGGAGAAGCUCGAUCGUCAAUUCGUGUCCACUACACGGUUCGACAUGUCCUGCUUUCUCUGUUUGAGGGAAUUCGCCAACCCCAUGGGCGACGAUCCAUCGCCAAACAAUGAGCCUAGAAAAAUACAAAUAUCGGCCCUUUGUCAAUUACUGCUGGCGUCGUGUUCACCACACAAAAGUAUAAUUUCUCAUCAAAAUGUAACCCAUCAAUUUGAAGAGGAUGACGAGACGUGUACGCUUUGCGCGACUUGCGCCCCCGUGAUACAUGAAGUGGAAGAAAUUCGGUGUCAAAUGUCCAAACUUGAGGACCGAAUUAGGAGAAAAGUUAGUCAAAUUCGGGACACAAUUUCAUCUUCUGGACAGCAUCGGAGGGAUGAGAAGAUUAUGAAGAUGAGGGACGUCAUUCUUCGUGUGAUAGAUUCUCAGGAUGGCGAAGGAAACGAUAACUCUAUAUCAUCGGACGAAUUCAAAGUUAAAGUAGAACAAGAGGAAUUCGAUGACGACAUCAUGCCGCGUGCAGAUGAGGACGAGCAACUUUUAAACGACUAUUCUUGCGCAUCGAUACCAUUCGAGACAGAAUCCGAGGAGGAAAAUCAACUAAAAAACGAUCCCCUUCAACUAGACGAGGAUGACGACGAUUCCGCAUUUUGUAUCGUUCCCUCUUCCCUUAAAAAACAAAGAUCUGCAAAAGUAAAAAGUCGACAGUUUGCUAAAAUUAAAACGAGGUCAACACCUUUACGAAAUAAACGAAAAGCAGGAAAUUCUCCCAUGGAAAAAGAAGACGAAUUCAAAUUGCCAAAACGUAUCAAAAAAGAGCUUCGACUUCGACCCAGCCUCGAAAAGACGAGAUCUUCACCUCGCACUUGGGCUCAAAAAGAUGGCCCACCUCUAUCAAAAGUAACAACUAGCAAGAAGAAGGCGACCCCACCACCUGAUGAUCUCAUUUCGGCCUCUCCUAAAUCUGAACACAACGAUGAAGAUUUGGCUCCUAAAUCUGAAGAUGAAAAUUCCGACGUGGAUAAAAACUCUGACACCGAAGUUGUCCGGUCCAAACGCCACCCUCGUCACCUGCCCCACAAAUGUACCUCCUGUGCCAAAUCUUACUCUACCGAGGCAGCACUGACAUACCAUAUGGCACGCGGCCAUCAAUUCCCUUGUCCCGCUUGUCCCGUCAAACUGGACUUUCAGCGGUCACUCAACUCCCAUUUGAAGCGAUACCACCCUAACUUUGUCCCACAUCAGUGUUCCCUCUGCAGAAACAAAUACCAACGAAAAUCCGCCCUCGAAGCCCACAUGGUCAUGCGGCACGAAAUAGGGGAGAAGAAAUUCUCCUGUGUCAAAUGCGAGAAGAGUUUCUGCCUCGUCGAAAACUUGGAGAGACAUUUGAAACUGCAUGACCUCGAAGAGGUCAAACCACUCGUAUGCGACAUCUGCGACUCUCGGUUUGAGGACGACGCGCGUUUGAGUAAACACGUCGCGACGCACGAUACAAAAAAGUUUGUGUGUGACUAUUGUGGAUUUGGCUGUUCUUUUAGGCAAGGCCUGGAAAGACAUGUACGAACCCACACUGGUGAAAAGCCCGAAAAAUGUGACCAAUGCAAGGAGUCCUUUAUCGACAAGUACAGUCUACAAAAUCACGUUGUCAAGGACCACUCUGGCAAAAAAGGGUACGUCUGUCACAUUUGUGGUAAAGACUUCUUCCUCAAGCUCCGCCUCAGGGUGCAUCUCGAGAAGCACGAAGGCACCAAGAAAGUCGGGUGUGAUACAUGCGGAGAAAAAUUUAUCGACUAUUACAGCUUCCAAUCGCACCGUAUCAAAGUGCAUGGUGCAGACCCGUUCGUUUGCGACGAGUGUGGGGCAACCUUCAUCUCAUCGGGUGGACUAAGAAUGCACAAGAUUGCCCACGCUGGAGUAAGACAGUACAAAUGCGAUCUUUGUGAAGCCAGUUUUGUCCGAAAAUCGGUCCUGGACAAACACCUGAAGACUCACUCCAAAGAGCGACCGUUCCCUUGCCCCCACUGCGAGAAGGCGUUCAAAGUCAAGCCACAUUUAACCGCUCACGUCCAACGGCUACACACGCCUGGAUACGAACCCCCCAUCCGGCAUCCAUGCCCCCACUGUGACAAGGGCUACCCAACCAACUGCUUCCUCCAGGCGCAUAUCCGUCAAGUCCACACGGGCGAGCGGCCGUUCGUCUGCGACCAAACCGGGUGUGGAAAAGGGUUCGCGAAAAAGACGUCGCUCUACUUGCACUUGAAAGGUCACCAUGGUCUCAUAAUGGAGAGAAAGUGUAAGGAUGCACUGUCAAAGGGGAAGAGGGAUGAGCUUCCUCAGAUUUAAUCGUGUAUUGAUUUUGUGUAAACGAUGCAGUUUGUUUGGCAGGUCAGGAAAUCAAUAUAAAUAUUUAUGGUUUUCUGUAUUUGCAUUUCCCUUAUCUAAGUGUUAAAGUCAACAGGCUUGUACUUUUUAUUAUAAGUAUCUAUGUAAAUCUGAUAUGAAAAUGAAACCAUAUAUUUUAGUAGAAUAAAAACCUGCUUGAUGAAAGGUGCUUCAAGCUUAAUAUGAAAUUUAAUGAAUUAUUUAUUGUGGAAGUCGGCUCAAUUUUGAACUUGAAUAGUAUGACAUGAAAAGGAAUAUGUACUUUUUUGGCAAUCAAUAAAUCAUCACAUUCUAAAAAUGUUGAUGCCAAUUAAUUCAUUGCAAUCAAUAAAUAAAUAAGAUUUCGUUUAUCCGUCGUUUCGUUUAUUUUAAUAUACUUUUUAUGUACCAGGAAACGUGAAAUGUACAUAUUUUUAUGCGGAGAAAUAUUUAAAUAUACAUAAAUAAAUUAAUGUAUGUAUUUAAGAAAAAUAAUCGUAUCAAAGGUACAAAAACAAAUGUCAAAAGCUAUAAAUUGGUGAAUUAAUCCUCAGUUUAAAAACUUUACCAAAUUCAGUCAUUCCUAACUUGUAAGAACUUAUCGCGAAUAAUAAAUUAUAAA